GGGGCUUUUGCGCACACAUGCAUUCAUAAAGGCUCUGUGCAGCCUGGUAUGCAGAUACAGGCAGAGCUCAGGUAUUUACAUCUUGAGAUAAGUGACACCACACGAUUAUUGAAACAGUAACUGCACUGAUAAUACAAUACACAGUACAUUCUUGAGCAGAAAAGCCCUUUGUAACUGUGAUGAAUGGAGUGUGUACAGAUUGAUUACUGAAUAGCCGAAAGGUAUCAGUGGUGUCGAAUGGUCCUGUUUGUGAAGAUUGACUUCAAGUGGCUAUGAGUCUCAGGUUUCAUUAACCUGUUCAUUUUUAAUUACACAAUUAGUGGUGAUAAACAGACGAAUAAAAAUAAUCAUGGCAGUUUUUCAAGUCCAGUUCGUACCUUCCUACGCUGUAUAUGGUUUAAGUCAGUUUGAAUGGAAGCAGAAAGAAAACAAUAAGUUCCAUGUAAUAGAAGUUAGCUAAAACAGGUGCAUACACAAACCUGGCCUACAAAUUUUCAGCAAGGGAUUUGAUUACAUUCAGGCUUACCAGUUUUACAGAUUAAAAUCAGUCUGUAGAUUGUUCCAAAAGAAAACUUUCAUUCCCACCUCAGUUUGGACUUUAGGAAAGACACGAUAUCUAUCAAAUAAAAAUAGUGAGUUCUAUCCUUCAAGGUAAAAAGGGAGGAAACAUAAACACAGGAUCGUCACCUGAUCAAGAUCAAAAAUCUGUGGUUUAGCUUACCACAGUGCAGCUCGCCUGGCUUUGUACAAGGUUACAACUUUCUCCGACAGGCUUUUCUAAAUCUUACAUAAGAGCCUGCUUAAUUUUGUUCCAUGAUUUUAUCAAACAAUUUCUCAUAAAUUAAGAAUUUUCCAGUCUUUUGGCACUAAACUGCCGCGUCAAAAAAAAAAAGCAUCUGAUCAAUCAAUUGAUCGUUUGUUUGUCUAAAGGAUCACAACCUUUUAAAUACAAGCCACCUCUGUUUCCAGUUUUCAUGACAAAUUUGAUAUUUUAACAGUCCAAACUUUAUUCUAUAUCUCUGAAUAUCUUAAAUCAAUGAGCAGUUGUCAGUGAUAAGCAUCACUUAUACGGGAAUUCGAACAACAAACCCUUUUCAGCACCAAGGGGAAAAAACAGUGUGAAAGAGAGUCUGUAAGGCCCUCAUCACUGAAAUUGUUUGUUUGAGGAGGGCUGCUGCUGGACCUCCUGGAUGAUGCCCUGACGCACAAGCUCACGAGGAUGGCCCCGCCUGCCAAAGUCAACAGGCACAGAAAGACUAGCGCUAAUUACCAAGGAGAAGGGUAGCCCUGUCCUCCACAGGACACAAUAACAGCAAAUGAUCAGACAAAGGAGCUUUUCAGAAAGUGUUGUAGCCUGUAGAUGCAAAAUAAACCAACGAAUGGAGGUCAAGUGAAUGGAGCAGCAACUCCAGGUAGUCGUCCAGUCCUACUUGUUAAUAAGAAAAUAAAAAAACAAGCAGUGUAUCUCCUAAUGUUUAAAGACAGGACUCCUUUUGACUAAAAGUCUUUUUGCUACAACCAUAGAGAGGGAAGUAUCACGUUUAAACCAGCAUGAUUACCUCAUAUCAGCCCUGAAAUGAAACGCUUUGACUGAGGGCUUUAGUUUGCUAAUGUGUAGCAAAUAAGCCGCUGAAGAGUGUUCCCGUGUAAUUAUGAAAGCCUGCUGAAGUACAAGCUGUAACAAAGAUUGGACACAGAUUCAGAGGGCAGCUAUUGAAAUCCGGUGGAGGGAGCGGAGGGGGAGUGAAGCGAGGCAAACUGAAGGAUAUGAGACCUCAGCAUUAGUGUUGUCAUGCAUGAAUACCAGUUUUCAUUGAUUAUUUCAAGCUAAUGAAGAAUAGGAUACUUUUAUUAGGCAUUAAAGAUACAGGUGAUGGGUACACAUUAUUAUAUAUUUUACAUUAUUAGAACCCCUUUAAAUAAAAAUAAACAAAACAAAACCAUCUUCAGAGUCUUUCUGCUGUCAACGCUCGAGUCAGUUGGGUUACAAGUCCUGAAACUUUGGGCUUGAGUCAUAAGUGGAAACAGUGAAACAGUUGUAUUAUUGAUAGGGCAGAGAGAAAGACCAGACACUGAACUCUGUGUCUAGACGAGAAAGCAGCUUCGUUCAAUAUCAGAAGGUAACAUCCAAAUGAUUCUGCAAAAACAUGACAGAGCAUGAGGGGUGUCAGGUGUAAUUUUUUUGUGGAUCCCAGCUGGAGGAAACUGUACACAGCUGCACAUGAACAUCCUUGCCUUGCCUGAUUUGGCUCCAAGCUACCCUGGUUGCUACCUCACAGGUCUCCUGAGCUGCAGAGAUGUUCGUGCCUCACAUCCCAAGAGUUCACUGUGUAUUCUUCUUCAUCCCAGGUGUCAGAGUCACGAAUAGCCUCACUCACACUGCAGCCCUUUUUAGCUGCAGUAUAAGUGAAAAAAAAAUAGUAUUAAUUUUAGGUUAUUUGUCACCUGAACUAAUUUCAAUGUUACUCCAAAUAAAAAUCAACAAACUUUAAGACACUUCAGUGUCUUUGCUCCCUGUAAGUUUGACAAUUCCAGCUUCCUAGUGGUCUGAAUCAAAUACAUUCUGGUGAAAAGGACAUUCAUACACAGCUCAAUACAUAAAUCAUUUCUAUUAGCAUGAAAUUUUCUGUCCCAUUGUGAUCCUAACCUUGAAAUCUACAUUAUGAUAAUCUUAAUGUCUACUGCCUGAAUAAAGAAGCCGAGGGACAUUUGAAUUUAAUUAGAUCUGCUGGACAUUCAUAAUAACGUGACUUCAGUUUGAGUAAAUAUUAAAGGGAUUACAUCUCUCAUUAUCUUUGAGACUUGCACUCCUGGUAUUGUUUAUAUUCUCAUUGAAGCAGCAAGUUUAAGUAUCGGGGAGUAAAUGCCUCCACAUGCUUACUUAAACAAACAGCAUGUCCAUGAGUGAAUGGGUGACUCAUUACAUCCUGUCACACAGAGAGUACCACAGGAUAUCGUUAGUCAUCCUUUCUUGUCACUCCGCAUGGUAAUGGUGUGAUGUCUGGAGUCUAAAUAUCUACUGUAAGAAAGAAAAAGUCCCCUCGAGUUUACCUAUAUGCACCCACAUUUGAUAAAAGGCCAGCUCAGGCCUAAGAAUAAGACGAAUGACGUGUUUGACUUUUGCGUUGUGGUUGUUUGUGGUUGCAGACUCACUGUGCAAUGGAACGUGCCUGAUAACUCACCUGUUUUCUGUAAACAGUAUUACUCUUGGAGACUGUUUAACCUUCGAUGUCUCUAUUUCUUUAGUCUGAUAGCUGGGAGAACAACAGAUUUUUCUCCAGCUCACAGGAAAAAAAAUUCAACCUUCACAGCAUCUCUGUGGACUGUAACAACACAAUAUAGGCAAUUAAUUCUGCUUCGAAUGCACACAGGAAACAUGUGGACGAUAUCGCUGUACUGAUGCAUGAAACAGCAGUAUUGUGUGUUUUUGUGUGUGUGUAUCUUUGUGUUCAGCUAGUGAGGGAGAGGGAAGUUCUCUGGAAUAGUAGAAGCAGUACUCGUAAAUUUAUUUCCAAGAAUUUUCCUGUGACGCUGACGUGAGUUUUAUAUAGUUUGGCUCACAUUUAACAUUUUUUCAACACUCACUAAGAUUUGGGAAAAUCAACAAAUUCGCAGUGUAUUAUUGCCCUCCACAAAUAAUGAUCACCUCUUGUGUAAUGAGAAGCCUUGUCCCUAUUGGGCAGCAAUAAAAUAAGCCUGGAAACAAACUCGAAAAUAGUUUUAUUCUGGCCGUGACAACGACUUUUAGCGUCUGGAAUUAGUCAUAUUUGGACAAUGAUAAAAAAGUCAAACAAGAAUACUUUAUGACAUUCGGCCUGGGAAAGUUCCUUGAAAGGAAGAAUAGAGAGGUCAGCCUCUGCACAUGCUACUGUUUGUCUUGAACAGGAGUCACCCGGCAUGCUCAUGAGAUCUGACUCAGUUUAUAUAAUCGUGUCGGUGUUGCCCACACUCAGGAAAUACAACAAAUACAACAUGUGAGUGGGACAGACAUUCAAAUGACACAAGGGACGUUUGGUUAUGAAAACAGUUGCAUGAGACGCUGAGUGGGUUGUGUGGUUUUGUUGUAAGUGUGCAUCAAAAUAUUGCAUGACCUUUCAGCAGGGACAUUUUACAUGUAGUUUGCAUUCAUUUAACAUUUUAGACUGUGGGAGGGGAGGACCCGUUCCUCUACCAAGGCUGGUGUUUGGUAUUUACUCUCACUCUAAAUGACUUUAUCCUAUGCACACUUUGAAAUGCUACUGUAGUUCUCCCUCUGACACAUGCAGAAGUUGUUUGGUUGUGUGUUUCCUGCCAAACUUUUGGCAGAGCAGAUAUGUCAAGUCACUUUUUCCCCAACACCUUACUUCUGUUUCUAACUUUCCCUCAACUUUACUCAGUGACACUUUUGAUAACAACUAUAUAUCCCUAUAACACAUUUCUAAGAAUUGAUAGUAUUUUGUAGUAGUUAAGUGUCAGACAAAAAUAAUAUAACAUUUUAUUAACCAUACCUUUAAAAGGCAUCAAGCUAACUGCAUAACUCUUAAAAAAUAUUGCUUUAAACUGUUGUGAAAGCUUGUGAUUUUUCAUAAACAUUGUCAUAAAGCCUGCAUACAUAAAUGUGCUAAUAAUCCAUUAGAAGGGCAGUUUCUCAAAAAGUGAUACCCUUUAUUUUUUAUGAAAUUUAUUUGUGUAGUUUGGUGUCAUUGUGAGGGAAAGUCACUCACAUAACCUCUUAAAUCCUGGUUCUUAUCAGUCACAUACAGCAGGUUGAAGAAAAACAUGGCUGUGUCCUUCACUCCACAACAUUUGAGCUAGCUUUGAAAACAGUAAUUUGAGGAAGAUAAUAUUUCCUGUAUUCACUUGUGCACUUUGUCUUGCACUGACCCUGUCUCCCUUUGUCACACAACUCUUUUUAAACGUCUUUCUUUGGUAACACUCACAUCUCCUUUUUUUGUCUCUUCUGCUUUUUUCCCCCUCAAACUGUGCCACCCCCCUUUUCUCGUUUCACAGGCUUUGUGGUGGAUUGUUUUACCUGCAAUAUCAGAUGAAACUAGGGCAGAACAGGCUGCUAACCCCAACACUCAAAAUAAAAAUUGGAGGCCAAGUAUGUGUUGCAAAUAAUCUGGACCUUAUCUUUCACACUUGAAACUCCAGACCUGGUCCUUCAGCACCCAUUCUAAUGCAAAACAAACCAUUAGUUAUUUAGGUUGGAUAAUAAAGCACAUUUACUGAUGCAUUACACACACCACUGCAGGCUUAAUUGCUAUUUGAGAGCAAAAACUUUUAAUAUUUCACAUUAUUUCAACAGAAUCCAUUAGCACAGGUCUACAUUAUGUAAAGAACAGAAACUCACUCUUGUUUUUUUAAACACAGGGCUGAUAACAAUACAAAAACAUUUUCUCAAAUGGAUGUAUGAUUGGUUUUAAAAUAAAUGGGUUACAAGAAGGGCUGGGCGAUAAAACGAUAACAAUAUAUAUCGAAAAUUAAUUUCCCUCAAUAUCAAUAUAAAACAUGGUUAACAUGCUUUUCGAUAGUCGACAUUCUGCCAUGCUUUGGUAGACUAUACAAAUAGCCAAUGAAAAGGGAAGUUGCUCCGGGUUUGCUUUGCACUGAACCAAUCGUGCUGAAUUUAGGGAUGGAAAUCGGGAACCGGUUCUUGUUGAGAAUCAUGGACAACACUGGCAUAAAAACAUUGGUAGUGUGGAGGUAUUUUGGUUUUUUGAAGUUGGACAUGAAGCAGAGUAAUGUGCACUGCAAAUUAUGUAGAGUACAUGUUUUUCACAAAGUUGUGAAAUACCGCAAAUCUUUUUCACCACCUGAAGCAGUCCCACGCAGCAGAGCACGUACAAUGCAAAAGGUUACAAACCCCGAGCGGAGCAAGGAGCCCAUGGCACCUGUGUAGCCAAAACAACUGACCAUUCAGUACGCUUUCUCUAGCACAACGCCUAACGACAAAACGGCGAAGAGACACAAGGACCUCACAGAUGCAUUAGCUUAUUGUAUUGCAAAAGACAUGCUGCCAAUAAGCACUGUUAAAUUUCAUUUUUGUGUAUCGUGAUAUAUAUCGACUGAAAUAGAAAAAAUAUAUCAUAAACUUUUUCCCAUAUCGCCCAGCCGUAAUUACAAGCCAGAUUGGUCAGAAUAGAAAAAUUGCAUUUGCUUAUAUAUUCGCAGUUUAAUAUUAUUCUUUGUACUUUUCAAGGACUGUGCAUUUAAAGAAGGUGCCAUAAUAAAGUGGGAAAGAUUAGCAGAAAAGAGUAAGUGUGAAUAUUGCACUUUUUGCAGCAGGUCCAAAGAAAAAAAAAACGAUAGGAUACUUUAUCAUAACUGCGUGCUUGUAGUCUUUUACUUUGGGCCCAUUUCAGUUUGCAUCACAUGAACUCAACAAGUAAAGCAGAAAAAACUCACAGGCUGUAGGAAACAAUAACAAUCUGAUUGUCAACAGUUGCUUCCUGUUUCUGUUUCUGCUAAAGGCGCGCGCGUAGCCGGGCUGUGAGAAACAGACAGAGAACAAGGCAGCCCGCGAGCUCCAGCCCGACUGAGGGAAACAUCACGUGGUGACACAUCUCCACGACUGACGUCACCGUCCCCAUCUCUAAGCAACCCCUCCAUCAGCACUCACGUCACCAUGCGCCCGAGCCGCGCGGUUGCUCAGCAACCCGUGCCUUGCGCUCGGGUCCGGCCUUGCCUUGCACCCAGCUCGGAGCUCUGACGCGGGUGUGACGUUAAUAAGGUGGGUAUCAAUUUGUUAUGGUGGUUGAGGGAGGGAACAGAGGAAAGGAGGAGGAGGAGUUCCCCCUGUGAGUGCCGAAACCUUGCUCUGCAUUCCGGCGGAGCGCACAAGCACACACCGGCCGCAGCCCAGUCCCGGGCCAAAAGACUAGUCCUGUAAACUCAAACUAAAGACGGCAGGAAAAAAAAAGUUUCUCCGCGCGGGUUUUUUGUACAAUUUCUGCUGUAUUUUCUUGUUUUUUCUUCGCUCUGUCUGUGGAAUGCUUUACUUUUCCAGUGAGAGCUUUCUGAACUGUGAGAGAAGGAGGUUUAUGUCCGCUCUUUGAGGUAAGACGAGACAGCUCUCUCCAUUUUUAUUCUCUGAUUUCACAGCCUCAUAUUUCAUUUACCACCAUUUUCCAACUGUCCAGACGCAGGCCUAGUUUUCAUUUUUAAUAGAUAUACCAAGUUAUCCCCCUCUUCACUGUCCGUUUACUCGAUUUAUCAGUCAAUAAGAAGCUACGUUUGGAAUAAUUGAAUUUCGUCAAUGGUGUUAACACAUUUAGCACAUGUAGUCUAUCAGUUUAAGGUCUCAUGGGGAAUUAGAUCACCUAAACUUAUACCAAUAAAUUUAAUUAUUAAAUAAACGACAGCACCUCUCUCAGUGUAAGCUUGUAACGCAGUACUAUGGUCUACUUUCUCACGACUUUUCCUCACUUGUGUUUUCCACUGCUGCACCCAAAGGCUAUGUGAAGCGGUGGAAGUACUAUUCAUAUUGAAAUGAAGUGUGAAAUGAUCAGAUUCCUUUGGGAAACCAUGCAAACAUAAGAUGAAAGUCAAUGUUUGGAUCAUGCAAAACCAUUUCUUUUUGCAGAGUUAAAUAAAGACAGCAUAUAUUACUCUAUAUUUUCUUGUUUUAUCUAUUGCAGUUCUGUCAUUUAAGCUAGUGUGAGGUCCAUCAUUUCAUUUUAAGAUAAUAAACCAUCAAAUCAUAUUUUAUAAGCUUUUUUAUGAUUGAUAGGGUACAUGCGAAACAAAAAAAAAAAAAAAGGUGUAUAGUGUCAGAUGAAUGAAGUGGGGGAAUACAUGUUUUCUCUCUGAAUUGUAUAGGAGUUUAAUUUACAUAAUAGGAAAAAUUAGGUUAUUGUAUGUAGUGAUUUUCUUACACUAAAGAUAGGCCUUCAUAUUCAUUUUUUCUGAUUUUCUUGUUUUUAAGGUGAAUUAGAUGGAAGUAGUAUAUGUCAAAUUUAUGUGAGCCUGCUAGUAUUCGGUGUAUUCAAUGCAAUGGUUUCAUUUGCUCUGCAGGUAUCAGCCUUAAGUAUCCCAGUGCUGUAACUCCAGACUGUUGGUGCACCAUGGUGAUCAUGACCGAGAACAGCCGGGGGGCUCAGUCUAGCCCUGCCCAGGGCCGGCCACUGCAGGUCGGCUUCUACGAGAUCAUCCGCACCCUGGGCAAAGGCAACUUUGCUGUGGUGAAACUGGCAAAACACAAAGUCACUAAAACACAGGUCGGCACCACUCCUCCCUGUCAAUAGUAUUACUUCAUUUGGGAUUUCAAAAUAGCAAUUUCUUCGUGAUUAUCAUUCUUUAAAAGUUGCAAAUGGUCCUUUGUGUUGCAGGUGGCUAUUAAAAUCAUCGACAAGACCAGACUAAACCCUUCCAACCUGGAGAAAAUUUACCGAGAAGUGCAGAUCAUGAAGCUGCUGAACCACCCCCACAUCAUCAAGCUGUACCAGGUGUGUGUUAUCUGUCACCUCUCUGCAAUGUUGCUGCUGGCCAUGCAUGUGUUUGUAUGUGUGCAGAAUGACAUGUGUGCGCACGAUGCUGUGUGUUUGUCUGGAGUGAAGCACUGGAGUAAAAUUUGCAGUGUGAAACUCUGCAAAACGGGAACAUAUUUUUUCCCCCAUUAGUGUUGAGGUGCGGGGAACUGUGCCUCAUUACUGUUGACAUGCGGCUACAGCCAUUAUGUGUGGCAAAAAUAAGGGACAUUUAGCUUUUAAGUGGUUUGUGUUGGUUUGUGGUGAGCUGCUGACUCCUGGAGCACAUUGAAUCAUGAGUACAGCACAACAGCAUUAGUGAAAUCCCUUUUGACCUCCUUCUGUAUGUGUCUGCAUGUUGUGUACGGGGAUUGGUGAGAAUAUUCACUUGUUCUGGUCAGCGUCAGAGCUGAAGUGUGUUUAAUAUUUUUAAAGUUAUGACGGUAAAAGUGACUGUAGAGACGUGGGAAGCAGAGGAUGGCGUAGGGAAAGACGUCCACAGGUCUGAACACUAAGCCUGAUUAGCGUCUGUUCAAGCCAAGUGCAAUGUGUCUGUGCGUCACGUGAAGGCCACCCCACAAAGCGCUGCUUUACUCCUAAUCAAAUUGAAGACUUAGCAGAAAGAAUCGGCUUUCUUCCUCUCAGCUGGCCUUCGUAGUGCCGUGGCACGCGUCUGGCAACAAACACACAAACACACACCCACGCUAACAAACACACUAUGCCCUUUCUUUUUCUCCCACCGCGGCCUUUUUCUGCUCUUUUGUUUUACUCUGUUGUUUUAAUACCUUAGAGGUUUACUUCAUGUUUUCCAGUUUAAAGCAACCGAACAGUGUUUACGGUGAAAUCACCAAUGAUUGCAAAAACUCAGGGUGAGAUACUAUUUCUUGGAAACCUAAGCAGCGUUUCCCAUCAGACACAAUGGUGCUUAGUAACUCUGACACAACCGAGUUUCAGUUUCACUUGGAGAUAAAAUAUCAAGUCUAUUUAACCGUUUGGUGACGGUUCUUAUUCUGAUAAAGAUGUUUUGUGUGUUAAUUACAGUAAGACAGAUUAAUAAACAGAUCUUGAGUCAUUUUGAAACAUGAAGUAUGGGACUAAAACACGUCUUUCUAUUCUCAAUUUUAGAUUUGACUUAAAUAUCAUCUUAAACUUUGGAAAUAUCCUACCUAUCAGAACCUCUUAUCGAGGUUUACACCCUUGUUAGAACAGGUGGAAAUGUAGAUGAUGUUACAUUUGAUGCUAAAUUUAACAAGAUUAGUUUUUAAAGUAUACCAAUUGUUGUAUUGUAUUGUUGGUUGUACCUUUUUCUAUUAGACAUAAAAAGGUUAACAAUGAUGUCAUGUUUCCUUCAUGUGAUGAAUCUUGAGUUGUGUGAGGUAAAGCUCGUCAGAUGGUUGUUACUCAAUAAUGUGGAGUAAUGCUCUUCACCCUCUUUUCUCUGAACAAAGGGAGGAUAGUGGCAUAAGACCGUCUUGUGAUUCAAAGGAUACGUUCCCUGACCUUCUGCUUUAUGAAUCAGCUGCUGCUUUUAUUCGUGGGAGCAUACGUGUUUUUUGUCUCUCUUGUCGUGGAUCAGAGUCCUCUCUUUGACCUUGUAUCAAUCACACUCUCCCCCCUCUCAUCCCUCUUAAACCCCACUCUCCCACUGGUGGGGCAGUCAGCAAAACAUCCUCUUAUCUGCUCGGCUGUGAAGACUAGAUUUGUUCAAACCUCCAGGGGUGUUUUUAAAAUUUUAUUUGGGAUCCAGAGUAUCCAAGGUUGCUUCUCUUUUCUAGCUUAGCUGUGAGUUAUUAGCGUAUGAUAAUGAAAAAAUUACACUUAUAAAGGAUGCAGCAUUUGUAAUCUAGAGUUCACUUAUCAUUCAUUCAUUUUACUCUACUAAAGCUACUUUGAUGUAAAUAAAAAGAAAAAUUUAUGGAUGUUGAGAGGUUAAUUUUCCAUCUGAGGGUCCAUGACGCGCGGUGUCUGUUCUUCAGAGCAGUGACGUCAGCUGCACCUCAAGGUGACAGAGCCCCAGAGAGCUGCUCUAACUCACAGAUAAGCUACUCAUGGCUCAAAGGCAUCUGUGUAUUGAAUCACCCUUUGCUUGGUACAUUAAAAGGGGACAAAAAGAAACACAAACUCCAACUAUUCAGUGGAAUUUGAUAGCAUUCAAUCCCAAGUUGGCCUGCAGUGUAACCCACACAUGGCUUUGUCAUGAGAUGAAAAUUGCUUUGUUGUGCAACCUUUCGGCUCAGCUGACCUGUCCCUUAGGGCUCUCUUGGGAUAUGGAGGCCUUCUGUGAGCUCCAGGAAAAGACUGGGAAUUGCGUCUUUCCGGCCAGCAUAGUGCACUGGGUGAAGAGGGAUUGUACUUGCGGUGGUUUGGAUAGACAAGGCGGGACCCAUGUAAACAGCUCAUGUGAAUUGGUCUCUCUGUUUCCUAGAACUAAUCAGAUAGGGGCAGCUUGAAAUUCAACUCGAGCAUCCUUUGCCAACUAGUGUUAGCCUUCGGGGAAAUAUUUCUAACAAGUUUAUGUCCGUUUGUUAAGUGCGUAAUCUGGUUUUGAAAAAUGACAUAAUGCAAGUCAUGGACAACUUUCUUAUGUAACCGAACAUCUCAUGGAAAGGCAGGGCGGUGACGUUCGAUGAAUAUGGAAAAAUACAUGUAGAAGUUUUCAGAAGGGGAUUUUUGUGGGUAGAAAAUGUCAAAUGCCGAGAGAUGUCUGAGUAGGGCUACUCUUAAGUGUUUUUCAUGGCUCUUUGGUUAAACUGUCUUUUUUUUUUGUCUUGUUUUUUCCACUUAGGUCAUGGAGACCAAAGAUAUGCUGUACAUCGUAACCGAGUAUGCAAAGAAUGGAGAAAUGUUCGGUGAGUUCUUCUUCUUCAUUAUUUGUAACUUUAAUAGAUAGAAAAGCACAAUAUUUCCUUUUGAAUGAAGCUAAAUAUCCUGUCUCCCUCUAGACCACCUGACUUCAAAUGGCCGUUUGAGUGAAGACGAGGCACGAAAGAAAUUUUGGCAGAUUCUCACAGCCGUGGACUAUUGCCAUCGACACCACAUCGUUCACCGUGACCUGAAAACUGAGAAUCUCUUACUGGAUGCCAAUAUGAAUAUCAAACUGGCUGGUAAGUCUGCCACAUACUGUGUUCUGUUAAAUGGAGGCUGUUUUUCUGCUGGCAGAAAGGCGUGUUUAUUUGUUUUAAUGAGGAUUCAACAUUUCAAACCUGAUACUGUCUGUCUGCACUUUCCUGCUGGUUUUAUACUCAGAGAUAGAAAGAAUUUGCCGCUUCUUUAAGCACUGGAAAUUAAUACUUUAACGAACUCUCCAGCCAAUGAAGUGCAAGUAAAAUCCAGGAUUUAAUGCAGAGCAGACAGUGUUGCAUGGAAAUAUCUUAAAACCUAAAAAACACUACUCUUUAGUGAGAGGGCGAUGUAUCCAUGUUAGCUUGAUAUCUUCAACAAACACCAUACAUCAGGAUUAACCAAAGACAACACAUUUACAUUCCUGAGCCAUGAGCUCCUCCUGUUUGUUCCAACGUUAUAAAGACAGCAAACACUGCACUGCUGGAAUAACACAGACCUCGUCUGCCUUUGUUUGUGUCUCACAGACUUUGGAUUUGGAAACUUCUACAAUGCCGGGGAGCCUCUGUCUACAUGGUGUGGCAGCCCGCCUUAUGCUGCCCCUGAAGUCUUUGAAGGAAAAGAGUAUGAGGGGCCUCAGCUAGACAUUUGGGUAAGCCAAUGAAAUGAGCAUCAACAGCAUGAAUUCAUCAGUCAGGUAUUAUUUCUGCUAAUGCUAAUGUUCUCCAUUUUCCUCUUUUCCUCACAGAGUCUCGGUGUUGUGCUUUAUGUCCUUGUUUGUGGCUCUCUUCCAUUUGAUGGGCCCAGCCUUCCUGCACUAAGACAAAGAGUCACAGAGGGACGAUUCAGAAUCCCCUUCUUCAUGUCCCAAGGUACAACACCAACAAAAUACAGACAGCAGUGAUUCAAAAUUCAUUUAUAAAUCUAAAGCACAUCAAAACAAAAAAACUCAAUCCUUGUUUCAAUCUUCUAGACUGUGAAAACCUGAUCCGUAAGAUGCUGGUUGUGGACCCAGCCAAGAGGAUCAGCGUGGCACAGAUCAAGCAGCACCGCUGGAUGCUGGCAGACCCGACAGCCGCCCACCAGACCCUCAGCCACUCUCUGACUGACUACAACUCAAACCUGGGGGACUACAGUGAACCUGUUCUGGGCAUCAUGAACACACUGGGCAUCGAUCGCCAGAGGACUAUCGAGGUAACAGACUUUGACAUCUCACAUUUCAGGAGGCUUGUUGUGUUUAAAGAUUUAAGAUAGUCAAAUAUGUCUAUAACCUCAUACAUCUUCUGUACUUGUAUACUUUCAAUUAUAAGGGAUGAAUGGGUUAACCCAAUGUUAUGACGAAUAUGGAUAAAAGAUGGCAUUAAGAACCACAGACUGUAAACAAAUCAGCAGCACCACUAAUCUGCUGUCUGUUCCCACAGUCUCUGCAGAGCAGCAGCUACAAUCACUUCUCCGCCAUCUAUUACCUGCUGCUGGAGAGAGUGAGGGAACAUCGCGCCCAGCAGCUGAGCCGCCAGUGUGGAACCUGGAGCCAAAGACCCAGGAGCACCUCUGACUCCACAGGCCCUGAAGUGAGUUCUCUACCUGGAUUUAAUGAGCUUAAUCUGUACUUGAUCUCCCUACCUGAUCUGACCUGCAGCAGCGUGUAUGUAAAGUCUUAAAACGUUCUGUGCUUUUGCCUCUAGGUGAUUAUGGAGUCCACUGAUGGCUUUACAACCGCAGCGUUUUCAGCUGCUGCCAAGAGCUCUCCCCCGGUGUAUUCAGAGAAAGAGCAUGACCAGGGAGGCUUGUUCCAGGUAAACUUAUUUCCUUCAGACUUUAAGUAUUUGGCUUUUACCUUCCUUGAAAUGCAGCUAUUGUUAUUUCUCUUAACCAGACAGCUAACAGCUAGCCUGCUUCUGUUUCAGCGUGUGGUGUUCCCAGUGGAGGCCAGCCUGAACAGACUCCUCUGGAAUCGCUCCAUUUCACCCAACAGCCUAUUGGAGACGAGCAUCAGUGAGGAGGUGCGACCCAGAGAUCUGGAGGAGGAGGAGGCAACUCAAAGUCUUGGUCCCCUGCUCCCCCCCACCACCACUUCCCGCAGACACACUCUGGCUGAGGUGUCAGCCCGUUUCCACCAGUGCAACCCUCCAUGUAAGUAUUCCAGUCAGAUGUACAAAUACUACACUACGUCAACACCCAGAGUCUAAUUCCUGCCCUAAUCUGUUGCCGUAGGUAUUGUGGUCAGCCCUUCAGACGGUGCCUCUUCUGACAGCUGUCUCAAGUCCUCAUCCAGUCCAGCCCCCAUUUUGCAGGCUGCUAUGGGUGAUAUGUCAACACUUCUGGCCUCUGGGGCUAAAGGUGGAGCACUGCUGCCUGCUGGAACUCCCCUGGCCCUGUCCUCUCACCUCCUGCCUCAGGCCCAGGGCAGCCUGCCUGCUGCGAGCUUCCAAGAGGGUCGCAGAGCAUCUGAUACCUCCCUCACGCAAGGUACAAGAGCGUGACCAUGAAAUGGAUUAAGUGUCAACUUUCCAAGCUAAUUUUCAUUUCUCACAUGUCUAAUAUGUUAAAAUACAGGGUCAAAGAGUAUUGUGUAACUCUUUCCCAUUCCUUUCCACAGGCCUCAAAGCUUUCCGCCAGCAGCUGAGGAAAAACACACGCACCAAAGGGCUACUGGGAUUAAAUAAGAUUAAGGGUCUGACAAGACAAGUCGCUCCUCCACCCUCCUGCAACCGCGGCAGCCGAGGGUCAAUUGGUCCGGCUCUCUCAGAGCACCGCAGCAUGUUAGUGGAGGUGCUGCACCAGCAAAGGUGAGGCAAGCUAUCUAAGAGGAAGUUAUUAAAUUCUAUCUAAAGAGUGGAGAUCUGAAGAUUUCAAACUGAAAGAGAGACUCUGAGAGAAAUAAGACUUAUUUCUGUGAUGUCUUCUUUCCAGGAUGCUACAGAUCCAGCACCAACCCCAGCCUCAAGUCCAAGCUGCUCAGACAGGUCCUACCCAGAAUCCUCUGCUCUUUCUGGCCCAGAACCAGUCAACUUCUCCUCCACCUACUACCCCAUUUGCUUCCUCCUCCAUCUUUGACACCCCAAGUCCUCCUACCCUUCCUACUCAGCAGACUCCAGUGGGUCUACAGCAAGGUCCCUGGCAACAAACCCUGGAGACCACAUCCUCUUCCUCUUGCUGCUCCUCAUCCUCCUCAUCCUGCUUCUCCUCAUCACUCUCCCCCGUGGCCUCUGCUGCUUAUCUUCUGGAGGCACGUCUGCACAUCAGCCAGCAAACCCACCCUCACCCCACCACCGGCCUCCACCCACAGUCCCACUCUGCAGCACAAGGCCCCUUCCCUGUUGUAUCCAAACCAGCAGUGUGGAGCACAGACCCUGACAUGCAGGAGUUGUGUAUGGCGGCACAGCAGCAGCUCAGCAGCUGCGUGAUGGUGAAAUAAAAUGUGAGCCCUCAAGACCAGCGAUUGUUCUCCUUGAAGUAGACACCCAGCAAAAAUUCUGACUUGAUGUGGAGAAGGAAAAAAAAAACAGAAGAAAGAACAAGAAGAAGACGCAAGAGAAACCUUAUUCAACAACAUGUUGUACACAUGUGAGAAUGUGAGAGCACACAUGUAUGUUGUAUACGCUUUUGAUAUCAUAUAAGCUAAAGACUAAGCAAUAACCAAACUCUGGACACGGUAUUGAAGCUGUAUCAGACAGCCUGAAAAGCAAUAAUAGACUGAAAGACUCUCAUCCAGCUCUUUGUUGGACUCACUUGAAUGAAUGGAGAGCUGAUGUAAGCUGAUACAACGUUGUCACCUGUUUUUAUGCUGUCUAAGUCAGUGUGUAGGUCUUUUUUUAUUACAGGAAGCCUCCCUCUUCCUCAAAUUUUGAAGUGUCAUUUCCUGUUCUUGAUUUUUUUUCACUUGACUGGACACAAGACCAAAAUCCCCUUUUUUUCUAUCUUUUAUUCAGACUUCGUUCGCCUUUCUGAAGAGACAUUUCUCUGUAGCAGUGCAAUGAACAUACAGCAUAGUGCCCUAAGCUUGCAGAUUCUCACUGAAGGAGUUGCUUUUGAUCUGUAUCAAAACUGUGAUUUUUUUUUUCUGUACAACAAUAGUUUAGUUACGCAAAUGCUGCUUUUACCUCAUGCCGCAAAAAGACUGCUACAGAACAUCCUCAUCAGCCAAAACCGAAGGAAGAAAGUGUAUCGCUGAUUGAGCAAAGCACAACAGGUACUUUAGUCAGCUUAGUGCAUGCGUGGAUACAUGUGUCUGUAUUCUUUGCGUUUGAGAAGCUCUCCUUUUAGACGCUUUUCGCUACCUCCUCGGGCGAGUGAUUGAAAACAGAGAAACCUGUAAAAGUUCACUAACAACACGUUAUAGGAUGUCAGAGGUUGACAACUUUCAGAACAAAGACAGUGGGAACAGUGCAAUAUUUCACAUUGAAAUACAAAUGAAAGUCUCUAUAUAUGGUGAUCAAAUUGUACACGCAUAUAAGCCUGAGGUUUUUUUUUUUUUUAUUGUUUGCUGUGUGAGCUAGCAACUAGAAUAGGUACAAGUGAAGUAACAUAUUAACAUGAUACUGUAGAACAUGAGAGGAAAUGCAUUUUGAGAAGCUGUAUCUUCUAGCAUGCUUGUUGUUGUUCAACUGAGUGGAAGAAUUUGGGUUUUACCAAAGAGCGGACAGCACAAGAGAUGGGUGAUCUAUCACAGACACACUACUGACUUUUCACUUUAAAAUGCUGUCUCAAAAUGUAGCACGGUGGUUCGCUAGCAUUUUCACUUGAUCUCCUUAGCUCUUGCUGUGAGAAGACUCCUGCUGCCACCAAAUCCUAAAGCUACACAUGUUGUUUUUAUCUAUAGGUUUUACUAUCAAGACCAUGGUGGUGUUCAUUUUUAUACUUUUCUAGAAAAGAAGAACAAAAUUGAAAAAAAAAAAAAAAAAAUCAGUGCAUAGCAAUACCAUGUUGUGCUGGAUGUUGACUUUGCUUUGGUUGUCCAUGGGUGGUGAGAAAUAGAAAGAACCUGCAACAAUCUGCUUUAGAGUCUGCAGGAUGGGUGUAAUACUGUAAACAUAGUCCUCUCAUUUACUGCUACAUCUUUUAAAAUAUCAGUGUUUUUCCAAACCCAGUUUUAAUUUGGAAACACGCAGGGUUGAUAUUUCUAUCCAACAGCUUUUGGGUUGGCUGCACUCACUACCAACACUUGUGCCUUUAUCUGAACAAACCUGUGAUCAGAGGUCUCCAUCUCUGAAAACUACACUGAAGAAAGGAAGACGAAUGGCUCAGUCACUUGUCAUUCAGUCAGACGGCCCCUUUGUUAUCUUCUCUGAUUCUCUCUCUUUGCUGAAUCUGACCUUUGAAUUUGCUGUGGAAACAGAAGCAAGAAUUGCACUUUAUUCAUAUUUCCGAUUAAUGAUUUUUUUUUUGUUCCUCAUGAUGAAAAAAAAAAACAUCACAAGACUAUUGAAACACUAGACAUUUAAUGCAAAUCUCUAAGUUGACCCUUUUUGAUAAACUUUGGAUAAUAAGAAGUAUUUCAUUUACAUUUUUUGUUUGUUACUUGACUUUGUGAACAUGUCUGUGUGUAUGAGUGUGUGUGUGUGUGUGUGUGUGUGUGUGAAAGCGAUAAGAGAAGGAAAAAGAAAAAGCCUGUUAGACAUGAAAGACUGUUUAUUUAUGUGGCUAUUUAUUUAAAUAAAGUUCACUUCCUAAACUCUG
Messenger RNA from Xyrichtys novacula (pearly razorfish), 17186 nucleotides. NCBI's taxonomy places the organism in Eukaryota, Metazoa, Chordata, Actinopteri, Labriformes, Labridae. The record is from the annotation of a GenBank genome assembly.